This is a messenger RNA of Tripterygium wilfordii, 1451 nucleotides long. RefSeq names its product zinc finger HIT domain-containing protein 2. The transcript is spliced from 5 exons. Lineage: Eukaryota; Viridiplantae; Streptophyta; Magnoliopsida; Celastrales; Celastraceae. The record is from RefSeq and is a predicted model, not a curated record. The coding region runs from base 63 to 1316 and encodes 417 amino acids.
CUAAACCGCCAAGAACAAUCUAGGAAUUUUCAAGGCUGGAGAAAAAGCUUAGUGCUUCUACGAUGGCGGAUUCGAUACUUACCUCUGAAAGACCUUCCAGUUCCUCUACACUGAAUCCUCCUUCCCGUAUCAUCUGUCAUGUGUGCCAGAAGCAAUUUUCUCAGUAUACUUGUCCACGAUGCAAUUCUCGGUAUUGCACCCUCCAGUGCUACAAGACUCACAGUCUUCGCUGUACUGAAUCCUUCAUGCGAGAAAAUGUGGAGGAGGAGUUGCGACAAAUGCAGCCUGAUGAUCAAACUAAGCGAAGAAUGCUCGACAUUUUGAAACGAUUCCAUUCGGAAGAGGAGACAGGCAGCAUGGAUGAGGAAGAGGGUGAGGGUGAGGAAGAGGGUGAUUCUACUCUGUCAGAGGAGAUUAUUCAAAAGAUUUCGUCUGGAGGUCAGAUCAGUUUUGAUGAUUUAUCUGUCGAAGAGAAGAAAAGGUUCCAAAGAGCUAUAGCGUCGGGAGAACUGAGUAAGAUGAUUGAGCCAUGGGACCCUUGGUGGCUGAAGCCUUCUGCAAGAACAAUAUCUCUUAGCAAGGACGGCACUCAACUCGUCCAACCUCUUGCCAAACAGGAAUCAAUGCCAUCCCCUCAAGAUGAUCUAGAAAAUGACCAGUCAAGUGAGAUUCCUCGUGGUCCAGAAACUCCACUUCCUCCAGUCAGCAGGGUCUGUUCUUCUGAGCCAUCCCCCCUUCUAGCCAUUCACUUAGUUGACAUCAUCUACAGCUAUUGUUUCACACUUCGCCUAUAUAAUGGAGACUGGCAAUCGGAUGCCUUAGGAUCAUCAAUGGUGGUUUUGAGUGUGUCCUCUGUGCUAGGUCAAGGAAGGCAGCCAGAAUCUGUGCUUGAAGCUCUGUCUCACUGCUUGGAGCAAACUUGCUCUUCAGCUUUUAAGCACAUGGGUGGCUCGCAGUUUGCAUUCGGUCUCAUAGACGACGUAAUUAGCCUUUUAUCUCUAGGAGGUUGUGCUUUAAUAUGCUCACUUUGCGAUCUUCAAAGGCUAAUUCGGGCCGGGAAGAAAGAACUACAAUCAGAGAAACCAAAGAAGUCGAGAAGUGGGGAAAUCAAAAGCAAGCUUAAAUUCGCUGAGAGGAAAAUAUAUUUCAUCGUGUGUUGGGUGCAUGAACAACCAGGGGAAGCUUGGUCUUCGUUGGCUAACAUCAUAAGGGCAGAGAAAGCUUCUGCCAUGGAAUAUAGUGGUGGUAAAAGCCCUGUGAAAAUGGAGGAAAAACCACAAAGGAGGUGCAAGCUUGUGAUUGAGGAGAUGAAAUAACUCCAUUUUCAAACAUUUUUGAUCGAUGUGAUGAAAACAUUUUAUCCUUGUGUAAACUGGACGUGUAAAUCUUCUUUAUCUUAGUUUGUUUGGCUACUGCUGAUUAUGAUCAAUUCAAUAGUCUUGCUUGAGAUU